AGCUGCAAUGUUCCCUCACUCAUAGUCACCUAAGUUUGACACCAUGAAGGUAGUAUUGCUGUGUGCUUGUGUGGUGGGGCUGGUGGGCCAGGCCUUGGCGGCCAGGUACCACGAGCGCGUCGGCAUUCCGAUGGCGAGGAAGAUCAGGCUCCAAGAGUCCAUGCGCAUCGCGGGCGGCCUUGCUUCUUAUAGCGGGGAACAUCCAUACUAUGCUGGGCUGAUCAUCACGUUGAAGACCGACAUAACCUCCAUCUGCGGAGGCACCCUGCUGAGCCACUACCACGUGCUGACCAUCGGCCAGUGCUGGUACGAUGGGGAGAACGAAGGCAAGUCCAUCCAGGUGGUGCUAGGCACAGCGACCCUCUUCACCGGAGGCACCAGGACGUACGCCGACACCGUGACCCUGCACUCCGACUAUGACCCCGACACCCUCGCCAACGACAUCGGCAUCAUAAAGAUGCAGAAUUAUGUCUACUUCGACAAAUAUGUAGACUCAAUAAUUCUGCCCGAGGCAUAUUUCAGCUCUCUCGCUGGCUACAAGGCUGAAAUUAUUGGAUAUGGACGAACGUCACCUGAUGCACCACUAGACGAAAACUCCACCUUGAACGAUGUGUACGUGAGGGUGAUGAACAACACGGACUGUGCCCAGAUAUACGGAGACAGUCUGAUAACCAGAGACGUCAUGUGCACCAGCGGAGCCAACGGGAAGGGAGCCUGCGGCGGCGACUACGGCGGCCCACUCGUACUGCGCCGGUUCAGCAACGACGAAGACAUGCUGGUGGGCCUGGUGUCGUUCACGGCCGCGGCCGGCUGCAACGCUGGCUUCCCCACCGGGUACACUCGGAUCACCUCACAUCUGCGCUGGAUCAAAAAGUUCUUGUAACUCACCAAACAUCAGUUCUGACAACAGCUUUUUAUACUAACUUAUGUUACAUACUUGAAUAUGUAUUAAAUUCAUUUUUUAUUUAGCAGUUUGAGUAAUAAAACCACAUUGAGAACAUUAUUGCUUAUUGCUUAUUUAUAAAAAUAGAACUAUCGUUAUUAUUCGCCAAACACAUUGGUUUACCCGACGAGUCGCGACACACGUUCGUAACUGUCUAGUGUAUACUGGUUUUAUAUCUGUUUAUUCAGUAAAUUGUUUUCUUUGUUUAUUGUAUAUAUAUCAAUAAACAUCCAAUUCUUGGCA
Spodoptera frugiperda (fall armyworm) is the source of this 1186-nucleotide messenger RNA. Its product is annotated as collagenase-like. Bases 44 to 883 code for a protein of 279 amino acids. The transcript is spliced from 6 exons. Gene Ontology annotation, biological process: proteolysis. The record is from RefSeq and is a predicted model, not a curated record. Gene Ontology annotation, molecular function: serine-type endopeptidase activity. NCBI's taxonomy places the organism in Eukaryota, Metazoa, Arthropoda, Insecta, Lepidoptera, Noctuidae.